Molecule: messenger RNA, 3816 nt
Organism: Trichoderma citrinoviride
Lineage: Eukaryota; Fungi; Ascomycota; Sordariomycetes; Hypocreales; Hypocreaceae
Exons: 4
Coding region: 1-3816 (1271 amino acids)
Molecular function (GO): protein binding
Source: RefSeq, a predicted model, not a curated record
AUGAAGAGUGUCUGCUCAUAUUACCGAAACCGCUCCCACAAUUUCCUGCGGGACCUGGCGAAGCUCGAUAAUUGGGCAGUUAGCAUUCAAGAUAUUCAGAAGGCUGAAGACAGCUUGCGCCGCGAUAUCGGGGGAUUUGGUAACCAACAAGUUCGGUCACGACUGGAAAAUAUUGCGGGCCACAUCAAAAGUCAGGAGUUAGAGAUCAAAGGCAUAGCGAAAACUCUGGAGGAGCAGCUUCGCAGAGAAACAGCCGCCGAAGAUCAAGAGUGCCUGAGGGCUCUGUGGCCGCAUGACCCCUAUGUUGAAAAGAGACGGAUCGAGGAUACAAAGGGAGGCCUCUUGCAGGACUCUUUCAGCUGGAUACUCGAAAACGAAGACUUUCAGAGGUGGUUCCAGGAUCCAGGACGCCCAUUGCUGUGGAUCAGAGGUGAUCCAGGCAAGGGAAAAACGAUGCUCUUGUGCGGCAUUGUCGACAGCCUCCAGAAGCUGGCGCCAUCCAGUCUCGUCUCUUUUUUCUUCUGUCAGGCGACGGACCAGCGAAUCAACAACUCGGCUGCAAUUCUGAGAGGUCUGAUAUUCCUCCUCGUCGACCAACAACGCCAUCUCUUGAAGCAUGUGCGGGACCGCUAUGUCCACCAAGGGACAUCUCUGUUUGAACCACCAAGCGCGUGGUAUGCCUUAUCCGACAUCCUCCAGUCUCUUCUGGCUGAGUUGGAUGCCAGUAAACAACCCACUUGUCUUUUGGUUGACGCACUCGACGAGUGUGUUAGCGAGGAUGUACCUCAACUUCUCGACUUCAUUGUGAAGAUGUCUAGGGAAACGCCGUACGUCAAAUGGGUUGUCUCGAGUCGCAAUUGGCAACAUAUUAUCGGCAAAAUGGAGAGACUUGGACCAGAAGCCCAACUCAGUCUGGAGCUGAACGCGGAAUCAGUGGCCUCGGCUGUUCAGGUAUACAUCCGUCAGAAGGUUCUAGAAUUAAGCGAAGACAAGAAAUAUAAAGAAGACAGAGAGAAGGAGAUCCGAGACUACCUCUCAGCCAAUGCUGAUGGCACCUUUCUCUGGGUAGCAUUGGUUUGCCAGAACCUUCAGAGUGUCCCAUCAUGGAAGGCUCUGGAGACGCUGGCAGCUGCUCCCCCUGGACUAGAGCCUUUCUAUGAAAAGAUGUUCCAGGGCAUCAGUAGCUCCGACGGAGCCGAGAUCUGUGAGCGCAUUCUUACUGUUGCCACAGUCGCCCGCCGACCACUCACGCUGCCUGAACUCAUUGCGCUCGCAGCAACACCAGGAGAACCAGACGAGAAAACUCAAGCUGUUCGUGACCUCAUAGGGCAAUGUGGUUCACUCCUUACCAUUCGGGAUAAAGUUGUCUAUUUCGUUCAUCAGUCAGCGAAAGACUUCUUAUUCGAGAUGAUCACGAAGCAACAGUUCUCCCUUGGGAUGAGCAAGGCCAAAGGUUACAUGGUGACAAGGUCCAUAGAGCUCAUGUCCCAGGUCCUCAAGCGCAAUAUUUAUCAGCUGAGUGAGCUGGGAAUCCCCCCUAAUCCGAUCCAAGCCCCUGAUCCGGACCCGCUAGCCCCCAUCGGAUAUUCUUGCGUCUUUUGGCUUGACCAUCUCGCGGAUCUGGAUAACAGCGAAGACAACGAGAUGGCGACCGAUGAUGCCCAAGACACGCUUGUCUCUGCACUUGUCUCUCAAAUCAAGACGUUUAUUGGUACCAAGUAUCUUUACUGGUUGGAGGCCCUUAGUCUUUUGAAAAAGAUGCCAGAAGGCAUCAUCGCGAUGAGAAAGUUGCGGAAAUUCUUCGGGAAUCGGAUGGGACAAGACUCAGAUAACUUGAUUCAAGAUGCCUAUCGAUUUAUCCUGGCAGCCAAACAAACGAUCGAAGAAUUCCCGCUUCAAGUUCAUCCAUCGGCCCUCAUGAUUUGUCCAGGCGGCAGCAAGAUUAGGAAGCUCGCUUUGGAAGAAAGACCCCAGUUAUUCGUGAUGAAACAUGGCGUACGAACGUCCUGGGACUCAUGCCUGCAAACAUUGAAUAUGCAUUGGAAUGCCACAUGUGUAGCCUUAUCUCCAGACGGCAAUCUCGUGGCGUCGAAAUUUGAAUUCGGCAUAAGUGUCUGGGAUAUGGCCACCGGGACCUUGCUGAAAUUUUUUCAGAGGCCUUUGGGGGGGGCCAACCACGUAAUGUUCUCCCCGAAUAGCCAGCAAGUGGCCGCAGUUGCAGAUGACAAAGCUAUUGUCAUUUGGGAUAUUGGAUCCGGCGAGGCAAAAAUGAAAUUGGAAAGCGAUGGGGGCUGGCCCUACAAUCCAUGCUUCUCGCCGGAUGGAAGUCGCCUCGCGGCCAAAUGUGGUACCUACAUCCUGAUCUGGGAUCCGAAUUCCGGCGAACGAAUUCACAAGUUGAACGACAAUCAGUCUGUCGGCGCAUUAUCGUUCUCACCAGAUGGCAAGCGACUGAUCUCAUGCUCUCACGAGGGGGCUAUAACGGUCUGGGAUGCGGGUGGGAAAUGCAUGAGCACUCGGACAGAAUCCUGGCCUAAAGCUUACGGCUAUCCGUGCAUCGCACCCGACAUCUCUCGUGUAGCAUUCCGUUACACAGCUGAGAGCAUUGGUAUUUUCGACAUAGCCUCCAGUCGAUGUACCAGAGCCAAGAACCUUGGUAUGAUUGCGGCUGGCCCAGAAUUCUUCCCAAAUGGUCGGCAGCUGGCCGUGGCCCUUUGGAGCAGUGAGAUUAAAAUCUGGGACAUCGAUGGAGACACUCCCGUGAGGACAUUGAGAGGCCAUUAUGAGCAAAUAAUGUCAAUUGCGAUUUCGCGCGAUGGCAGUCGCUUGGUAUCAUCCUACCGAGAUGGAAGUGGAAUCAUCGACAUUUGGGAUACAGCCAAAGGCGAGCAGGUGCAGACAUUCACUGGCCACACGUAUGAAGUCCGCCACAUGUCGUUCUCACCAGAUGGGCGACUCCUGGCGUCUGCAUCACCACCUCAUCACGUCAGAAUCUGGGAUAUGGCUACAGAUACUUGCGUGUACAUACUGAAUGGCCGUUCCCGCGAGGUCUGUUUGGUAAAGUUCUCACCUGACUCUUGCAAAUUGGCGUCAGUGUCGACAUAUGACGGUACAAUUACAAUCUGGGACCUUGCUGCAGGGUCAUGCGUUGUGUUAGAAUGCGAGUCUCGAUGCCGCAUGCCCGUUGACUUCAAUAAGGAUGGAACAGUCCUUGCCUCGGGCGGAGGUCACAAUGGAAUCAGAAUAUGGGAUGGCGUCACAGGCCGGUGCAUGCACACCUUGAUUUAUUCUCCAGCAGGGCCUACUAUAUGCGUGGCUUUCUCUCUAAAUGGUGCGGCAUUAGCAUCAGGAACAUCUAUGGACGUCAGAAUCUGGAAGCAAACUGAUGGACAGUUUGCUUGUGUACAGAUGCUGGAAUUAGAUUUCCUCCUCUUCUCGCUAGCCUUUUCUCCAGAUGGCAGGCAAAUCAUCUGUGGUUCGACAGACUACGAUAGAACAGAAGUAUGGAACUUUGAUGCUUCGUCGAGCUCGGCAACCUUUUGCCUGACGCUCCCGUGCGAUUCGAGUUCAUACAUCUCAUCGACGUUCGGGGAGAGCGAAACGCGAGGUACCUCAGAUCAUUGUUUGUACGGCUUGAAUGAGACGGGCCGUGAGAUUAUUCGAAACGGCGUGAUGAUUCUUUGGCUGCCUGACACCAAUCGCCUGCUACUCAAUAAUAUCCUAGGCAAGACACACAAGCCCUGGUUUUUGGUACGUGGCAGCACAGUCGUAAUUCAGGACCGCAUGUGUGGAUGCAUGAUUCUUUCGUUUACAUAA